GACACGCUGCUGGCAGUACAACGGAUUGAUUCACGCUCCCUGGAAUUAAAGCCUUACGUUUGUAAAUUUUUCUACAUUUUUUUGCAAUACUGUGACGGGAUAUUAUUUUCUCUUCGUCUAUCUAUCAUGGCGGAUAGUAAAGUGGCGAGCAGCGGAGACGUGAGCGCCAAGGAGCUGAAGAAGAAGGUGCGGGCCAAAGACACAGAGAACGGAGAGGAUGCUGCUGCCAACGGCAAAACUGACGAGGAGAACGGCGAGCCGAAGAACGAGGUAGAGGAGGAUGACGAUGACGUGGAAGAAGAGGAGGACGAGGAGGAGGAUGGAGAGGGUGACGAAGAGGAUGAUGAAGACGAUCUCCUUGAUGUGCCAAGGAGGAAGAGGCCAGCUGAUGAUGAUGAUGAUGACGAUGAUGAUGAUGAUGAUGAUGAUGAAGAAGAGGGUGAAGUUGGAACCAAGAGACAGAAGACAGAUAAGUAGAGUCUACGGCAGGAACAACAUCAGGAGACGGACAGUUUUCCAGCAAACCCUCAACACCUCAGUCCCUCCCUCUCUUAACAAGAAUACUUUUCAAAAAGAGAAUUUGUUUGUAUUUUUAUUUACAUUUUUAUAUUUUUGUAAAUACUGUAAGAAAAGGUCAGCCAUUAUGCAACAGUGAUCCUUUUAUGGCUAUCAAGUGGUGCUUUUAAAAGAUUUUUAGGUCAUUAUAAACAGCCGUCCACAUUGUGUAUCAACAUACACACACUUUUAUUACAUCAUAGGACUCUAUGGUCUGGAGGAACAAGGUUCGGAUGAACGGCAUUCAUCUUAUGCUGAUAUUAAGAUGAUUUUAACUAACUCACUGCCAGAACUAAAAUGUUAUAAUAAAAAGAAAAAACAUCUCUCUUCCAUAGACACCCUACAGCUCCAUUCUUUUAACUCAUUCUUAUCAAAACUUUGCUCUCUUGCUCCAUUAGACUAGUUAACAUUGUGGAUGUGAUUUGGAUUGAUAUUAAUAGGUGGGUGCAUAUAUGGGGAAAAAACACCUAACCCUAAAAAAAUUCUAACAAAAGGUUUCUCAGCUGUUGUCCUUAAUGUCCUCAAUAACAUACUUAAAGUUUACCAAAAUCUGACCACUAGAAAGGUGUCAUUUUCAAGAUGGGCAGGACCAACACUAGGCAGAGCCAUAUGAGAAAGGAGAAAUCUGUAAUUACUGAAGGAAAACUGUAAAGUGUCUGUGGUGAAGGUGCUCAUGCAGGAAGGCUCACUGGAACUGCACUGAUCUUUGUGGUUGUAAAUGUAAUAAAUAAUACGAGUGAAGCUAAAGAAGUUCAAUUAAAUGUAUGCAUGUUGUUCAUUUUUCAGAAAAUAUGUACCGUAUAUGACCUAUAUUAAUGAGUUGGUCAAAUAAUCAUCUAGUGAUAUUCUCACUAGAUUUAAUGGAUUCCUUGAGCCAGGAAAUGUAGAUUUUGACACCAAGAUUGAUCUUCUAAGUGGCUUGGAAGAUGUAUUGGUUCUCAUAGAUUUUAUUUGGCUGCCAUCUCCGAUCCACAAUCUUGAUGAAGUGGCUCCGAUCAAAAA
Centropristis striata (black sea bass) is the source of this 1557-nucleotide messenger RNA. Its product is annotated as prothymosin alpha-A-like. The transcript is spliced from 5 exons. Bases 127 to 477 code for a protein of 116 amino acids. The record is from RefSeq and is a predicted model, not a curated record. Lineage: Eukaryota; Metazoa; Chordata; Actinopteri; Perciformes; Serranidae.